CGUGCCGAGAUAAUUGUUUGUUAGGUUUAUUGCAAUAUGGUCGAACGUUCCGCAUUGAGCAAUGGCCAGUCAAUGAUUACUGUCAAGCAACCAUUGAUAGAUGUACGUGCUUGGUUCGCUAGCUCCCGAGGCCCUGGUGUAUUCGGCCACGGUAAUGUGACCACCAGCAUGAGAGUCCCUCACUUCGAUAUCGAUCAAUUUGCACUCAAAGCUAACGUAAGUGCAGGAUUUAAUGGACAAUGUCAGCGCAGGUCACACUACGAUAACACGCUCGUGCAGGAAACCACAGCGCUUCAUCGGCGACCAGAAGUAAUACUAAAUAGCAAUUGUAGACAAGCCGCUACGUACGGUCCUGACAGCAGCUUGACCGAGAAAAGUACGCCCGCCCCUCUCUACAAGAUGUAUUACUCUGAUCCAUAUCGAGCUGGUGGCGGCAGACAAAACGGAAUUAUUGACAGCGGCAGGUGUGGUGUUUUUAGCGAGGCCGACAAUGUUGUUACCCAAAACACGAACGGGCUUAGGGCGGGAGGGUGUCCCGUGUCACUUGACACUCGGCCACGUGACAACACUAUUGUUGCAGAGGUGCAAACAGUAACUUCGAAAGGGAAUAUUUCAACAAAGAUCCUAACGACGUCACAUAUUCUUCCUCCUAACUUACAUGGUGUUAAUGAAAGUUUCGACCAUAAUGGGGAGAGAACCCAGGUGCCAGGAAUGGAUCAUUUCGACGGUCUCCCAAUAUGGAAUAAAGCGCAACGAAACGACGAUAGCGUGACGGUAAAGCAACCAGCAGACCUAUCUGCGAUCGAGCAAGUGGGAAAUGCCGAGUUGAGGAAAAAAAGUAUGUUUGAGCAGACCUUCACUUCAGCGUUCACAAGCGCGGAACCGAAUCGCUCGCAGGCUUCACAUACGACCAUUGCUGUCGCCCAGUCAUCACAGGUAGUCGAUCAUAACGUGGAAACUAAGAGCGGUGAUAUAGUCGUAAAGCAGAUUUUAACGAGCGCCGAUGGCUCUCUCUCCCAUGUAAGACGAACGAAGGGUCGCAAUUCGAUUAACGAUAUCAAUUCCGCUGAAUUUUAUAGCUCCUGCCCGAAGUCUGACGCAACAGACCAAGUGACUGUAAUUGAAGUGACAGCUAAAGAAUGCUUUUCAAACUCGGUGUGCGUGGCCGAAGUGAGAAGAAGUUCGUCAUUGUGUAGGCGAGCGACAACAACAGAAACGCAGCAAGUGCUACCAACAAACUGUCUGCAUCAUAGUCAAGUUAAAACUACAGUAGUCAGCGACCAAAUCAGCCAUGAGAUUUUACUCAAUGGUACAAAUCUAAGAGGAAGUUCGCAAUAUCGGGUUUCCUACUCAAACGAUUUCAACAAGCCAGUAACUAGUCCCGGAAUAACUCAGGAUUAUCUCAGGCCACCUCGCUGCCAGUCGUCGAUCAAUCUGCAGGAGAACGUGGAUAAAACCACAAGUUUCCGAACAAAGAGAAACUCGUUCCUGUGUUCGUCACAAGCCAAUAUACUCAAGCUUAAACUAAGAAACAGUGUCCGAAAUCCUGCGAGCGAGCACGAUCCGUCGUACAGGAAAAGGCUUUGUAAAUCCUUAACAAACAUUACCGCCGACGAUUUACUUAGUGCUCCAUGCGCUUCUAUUUAUGAUUCGAAUUUGGAUAAUUCACAAGAAAGCAAAAGUUCCCAAAGCGAUUUGUUAGCAAGCCGUAUGCGGACAAAUCGGACGGAACUUCUCCCCGAAGACCUGCAAAAGCCAAACAACAUUAAUUUCACGGUCGGUGAUUUAAACGCUGUCAAUUCAAAGAAAGAAGUCCCACCUUCCCAAUCUAACUCAACCAAGAAGUUAAAACACGAAGGCAAAAGAAGGGUUGACGACGAAAUGUCUCAAUCCGUUCCAACUCGCUUGCAAAAUGAUGGCGUUAAAUUGACCAGUGACAACAAAAGUAAACUUCUAUCAUCCAGAAAGACGCCUAAGCUGUCGAAGACGCUAUUUCCUUUCAUGCGUAAAAACCGCAAGCGCCAGAACAACAUGGCAGAAAACGCCACAGGAAAACCGAUGAAGGCGAAAGGGACAAUCAACAACAAGAAUGCAUCAGAUUCAGCAACCAAUAAGAUUAGUAAGAAAGACAAUGGAAAUAACAUUUCGGCCGAGCCUUCCAAAUCUCACUUAACUAACACAAAUACUUCCUUUCCACAAAAAGACGGAAUGGGUUCCGUAGGAUUUCGUAAACUAAAGAUAACUUCACAGCAAAAUGAUAGGAACGUACACGCUGAUUACGCUACACGAGUUACAAGGGUACGACGCCGGUCAUCCAAUGAUUCGGAAGACAAAAGAUCCCGGGAAGAAUCUGAAGGGAAUAGAAAACCAUACGAAAAAGUUAUACUGCGCGAAAAACCUCGUCCGAGGCGUCAAACUUCUCGGAGAAGUACGGAAGACAUUUCCAAGUCAGCCACUUCAACGGAUGACGUACUUCUCUUACGUCAUAGUUUAAAUGACCCCGAACUAUUCCUCCAAUCUGACCCGACCUCCAGUCAAGGAAACUUCACCUUCGAAAAGGUUCACGAUUCCGUUCAAAGUGAUGGUUUCAAGCUUCGUAACCACAGCGUCGCUCAAACAGAAGGCUUAGACCAGCAGACUCACCAACAAGUGAUAAACAGAUGCUCUCUCAACAUUGAUUACCUCCGCUCAUCUAACUACCUGGACCGUAUGAGUUUCAUCAGGUCAAUCCCUGGCCCGGAAACUACACUCAACGGGAGCAUAUGUGGAAGCAUGACAGGGAUAAGUACUCCCUGCUCAUCUAUCCUCACCAUAGGGAUCGGAACAGCUGCGAGAUGCAGCCUCGCAUCCAGCUACGCGUCAGUGUUUGAAGAUGACAGGAACAUUUCGGAUGUUCGAAACGUGUCAUGUGAGAUUGGCGAUCCGGAGGCGAGAGCUGACUCUUUUGUGAAACCGGACCCACCAAAGCAGCUCCGAAGAGCAAAAUCCUUAUACAACCCGCCGAACUUACAGUUGCGCCAGUUCAACCGUAGAUCUGUAUCCCCAACCUUACAAGAUGAUCUUUUUGAAUCGAUGAAAUUGAAAACAUCCAAUCCAGAAAACUUUCGCACAACAGCCAGACCACCCCAACCAAACAAACCAACCACCCCAAAACCUCGGAAAAUGAGCGCCAGUGGAAGUUGUUCAUCUCUUAAUAUGUUUAAUUUCCGAUUAUCCCAGCAGAACAUUUGCAACACAAAUGAACCAGUGGCAAUAUGUCGACCCGCAUCGUACCAAUAUAACCAAGAAAUAGUUGCGGAUUCGGGGGAACCCCGCAGCAAAAUCUCUGCCAAGAACUCCUCCAUCCGAAGGCGAAUGUCACUUCAACUCUUAAAACCAACCAACCGUGACAUGAAAGCAAUUCCAAUCGUAUCACAGUUAAACGACGAAUACAAGCGUCACUCAAUCGCUGGUUUAGACGCCGAAAAGGUUAAGACAGCCAUGACAAGAUGGAGCGCUAUCAGCAACAACAUGUCCUCUUCAAAUAGAAGUUCACGUCGAAGAAUUCGUCCAUUAUCCGAGGUUCAAAACUUCAGAUGGGAUGUUCAAGCCAUUCCCGAGCAUAACGAAAUAACAAGUCCAUGCAAUGAAGAAAUAAUCUCCAAACUACCGUCCACUCUUCCGCGACCGAAAACUAAACCAGACUCCGCUACGCCAACAAGCGGAAAUGGGUGUGUCCGCAAGGUGCCACCAAAGACGAAAAAAGUUUCGAUUUCUGAAGUGAACUCGACUUACGAAGCAAACGACUUUGAGAUAUUACCUCGUCUAUCAUUCAUUGGAUCUAGUUUUAGCCAAGAAGAACUUUCUUCUCGAACACCAUUUGACCAGGAAAUUUUGGUUGAAACUUGCCACCUUCGUAAAGCAUUAUCCGUUAUUGGUGGAAUUAACACGAUGCCAGAUAGCUUACUGCACUUUUAUCCUACUAAGUAUUACAACGAAAUUGGCAAUCGAACGUUCCACUCAUACUAUGGUGUUCGAGGGCAGCAAGUUCACGAUGAAAGAUGUCGAAUCCAAGGAAGCAUGUCUGGUAUUUCGACCGAAUCGGGUUACGGGACCAUGACAAGGAAUGGAACACGCUUGAGAACUCCUGAUAAUGAAGAGGACGCGGUGUUUGUGAACUCAAAUUCGAACCAACUGGGUGGCGGAACUUCAGCUCAGCAGACAAAUGGAGUCUUCGUGGAAGCAUUGUGGGAUCACGUGACCAUGGACCCUGAUGAGCUUGGAUUUAAAGUUGGUGACGUCAUACGUGUAAAUGACAUGUCGAAUGCUGAUUGGUGGUGGGGGGAACUCGAUUCUGUGGAAGGGUGGUUUCCCGCUACCUUUGUUAGGAUUCUCGUCAACCAGCAAAUCCGUACAGAUUCAAACAAUAGUGACAUCAUUGUUUCGUCAUACGCAAGCUCACAAAGCGAGGACGAAAUCUCAGUGACGUCACACGAGUUUUCACGCGUGACGUCAUUUAACGACAUUUGCCAAUGCACAGAGCAACGUUCGACGACAUCCAUUCAUUGCAAUGUUUGCGGGAGACCACUGACCGAUGCGACGCCAGCCAGCAGGGCGUCGAUCGCCAACCAAACCAAACAGCCAGAGAUUGUAAUAACGAAACCUCCUUCCAACGCCCGCAAAGCUUCCAUUACACGAGACCAAAUUCGUGCAAACGUCAUCAAAGAAAUAGUCAAUUCCGAAAAAGUAUUUGUCGGUCACCUCAAAGACGUAGUACAGGGCUACCUGACUCGUUGCCGAAACCGCUCCGACAUGUUUACAGACGAAGAACUCAACACUUUGUUUGGAAACAUAGAAGACAUCUAUCUGUUCCAACGGGACUUCGCUGCCGAGCUUGAGGCGUCAGUCGAUUCGUCCUCAGUACACACAACCGAACUAGGAAAUGUUUUUCUAAAACACAAAGACGGCUUCUGCAUAUACUCGGAAUAUUGUAACAACCAUCCACAAGCACUAGCGGAGUUGGCACAUUUGUUGACCUUCAAAAAAUACGUUCAUUUUUUCGAAGCUUGUCGAUUAUUACAAAAAAUGAUUGACAUUCCAUUAGAUGGAUUCCUUUUAACUCCUGUCCAGAAAAUCUGCAAAUACCCGUUGCAGUUGGCGGAACUUUUAAAGUACACUCACCCCGAGCACCAGGAUUACGAUGCCGUUAAAUCUGCAUUAGAAGCAAUGAAGGGCGUUGCCCACAUGAUCAAUGAACGUAAAAGAAAGAUGGAAAACGUGAGAAAGAUAUCUCAGUGGCAAGCAAGCAUCGUCAAUUGGCAGGGUGAGAGCGUGCUUUCCAGGAGUAGUGAGUUGGUACAUUCCGGGGAGGUAUAUGCGUUGUCGCAAGUUAAAUCUAAACCCAAAUCACGAGUCGCUUUCUUGUUUGAUCAUCAAAUGAUUCUCUGCAAAAAGGAUUUGCUUCGUCGCGAUCUCCUAUAUUACAAAGCUCGCAUCGACUUGGACGCUGUUGAAGUGAGUGCCACCGAACCAGACUCACCUAAAUCCUCACAUUCCGGGAAUGACUGGCAUUCAUCGUCAAGUUUAGGCUCAUGCCAAGGCUGGAAGGUUACAGACACGACCACUGGCGAGUCCGGUUUAAUGUACUGCAAGAAUCCAGAUGACUGUGGAAAGUGGAUGAAAGCGUUCGCACUUGAAAGAAAAAUAGCUGAAACCAAAGCAAGUGGGACGCCUCUCCCAACCGAAGCAUAUUCUCUCAGCGUGUUGCAGAACUCCUUGACAGUCUCCAGAAAGCCAAAAGAGGCGAGUACACAGAGGCUUGCGCCUUCGUAUCGAUACCGCAUAAAAAUGGCACAAGAAGUGCAAGAAUUGUCGGCAAAGCAGACCAACUAUGGGUCGGAGAAGUCUGGUUUUUUCAGCAGCGUCGCAGGAAAGCUCACUCCAUUCCGUCGCACACAUACACGGGAAAGCAGCUUCGUAUUUUAACUUCCAAGGGAUUUUAAAUUUCACCGCGAACUUAUUUGUUUCACAGUAUUUUUGCACACGUUAUAUUGUACAGUCUCUAGAAAAGACGAAGCCGUGUCGAACUUGUGUGCUUCCGCUUUUGUAAAUCUGUAUAAACAAUAGAAGAGAAUAUUGUAGUCAUAAAAUUGGAGUUCACUUUUAAAGUUAUAUUUUAUUAAAAAGUGAGCCUGAACUGCGUCAAAGAAAGCAGGGCGCGUUUGCUGUGUGUAUUUUACCACCAACUUGUUUUUAUUGAUUUCCACUGUGUUUACCUCACCGCCUAUACGUUCCCAGUCGUGUUACUUCGGCUACAGGCCACACGACUGUUUUACUUUUAUCUAAGAACAUUGCUUCUUUUGCACGUGCAAUUUUGACUUCGCUCACGCCAUGCCACGAUUUGCUGUUACUCUCCACAAUAAACGCCCAAAACUAAA
Molecule: messenger RNA, 6416 nt
Organism: Ciona intestinalis (vase tunicate)
Lineage: Eukaryota; Metazoa; Chordata; Ascidiacea; Phlebobranchia; Cionidae
Biological process (GO): intracellular signal transduction
Molecular function (GO): protein binding; guanyl-nucleotide exchange factor activity
Source: RefSeq, a predicted model, not a curated record